AUGUGGACCAAGGUCAUUGUACUAUUGUCAAAUUACGCGGCACAGAGCACGCUGAGAUUUCAGAGUAAUCCGAAGACGUCGAUCAGUUCUGCAAACGUCCAGCUGAUCUACCACUCCGUACUGUCUGAACUGUUGCACGACAAACGAAGAAAGUUCACAUUCUCGGAAACCUCGUAUUUCUGGCGAUGGUGGAAAGAACAGCGGCCAGUCACGAGAGCCACCUUCAGGACCCUGGUUCAGGAAGGCAGGAUCGAGUUCGCCGGGGGUGGCUGGGUACACAACGACGAAGCAACUGUUGAUUACCUGCAAAUCAUUGACCAGUACACUUGGGGGUUGAGGAAACUCAAUGAUACACUGGGCAUAUGUGGUAAGCCGAAAGCGGCUUGGCAGAUCGACACAUACGGCCAUACGAGGGAGCAGGCGUCGCUGCUGGCUCAAAUGGGCUACGACGGACUGUUUAUUGGACGCGUAGAUCACAAAGAAAGAGAUGCUAUGAUUGAAGAAGACAGACUGGAGUUUAUGUGGAGGGGCAGUGACGUGCUUGGUAAAAUGUCUGACAUAAUGUCUCACACGCUGUUCAACUUGUACAACGCUCCGGAGAGAUUCUGCUUCGACUUCCUAUGCAACGACGAGCCAAUUAUAGACGAUCCGGACAGUAAAGUUUACAACGCUCAUAAACGGGUGAACGACUUUAUAUCCCAAAUCGAGAAGCAGGCGAGGUAUUACGACCACGACAACAUAAUGGUGACCAUGGGCGGUGACUUUACAUACCAGAGCGCCGCCAACUGGUUCAUGAAUAUGGAUAAACUCAUCAACCACGUCAACACGCACCCCGCAAAUUUGUCAGACAUAAACAUUUUUUAUUCAACGCCAUCUUGCUAUUUGAAAGCGAUUUACCUCUACGGACGACGGGACAAAGCUGACGACCUUUUGCCAUAUGGCAGUGACCCAAACACCUACUGGACUGGCUUCUAUACUUCACGACCGAGUUUCAAGUAUCUGGCGAGGAGAGCACACGUCUUCCUUCAGGUAGUGAAGCAGCUGUCAGUAAUAGCUCACAUAGGUGACACUUACGAACUCCACCUUCUGAGGCAUGCUGUUAGCCUGAUACUCCAUCAUGACACUAUCACAGGUACUAGCCAACAGCAUGUUGCUAAUGAUUUCAUAAGGAUAUUGAGUGAAGCCAUUGAUACGUGUACCAAAAAGAUUUCUAGUUUCAUAAGCAUUUUAACACCAACGUGGGGCAACAGUAAACGAUCGAAAAAUAAUCAGCAAUUUGUGAUUACUUCCCAGUUUUUAGAGACACACGAAUCAGUCAUCGUGGUCGUGUACAAUCCUCUCAGUACGAAGACCUACCACCACGUCAAGCUUCCCGCUGUGGCUUUGCACUAUUCUAUAAGGGACUACAAUGAUGAAGAAGUAGAAUACCAAUUGGUGCCAUUGCCAAGCGCUGUCAUCAACCUACCAGGACGCUCGUCCAGCACCAUACAGGAGCUGUGUUUCGAAGCGGAGAACAUACCGCCGUUGGGUUACUCGGCGUAUUACAUCACGCCGAUCCGGGAUCCCCUGGAAGAAAAUGCAUUCAUAAAAAAGAAAUCACAGCCUAAUUCUGAUCCUGAUCAAGAAGUGUCGUCCUUCAUAUCCAACGAGUAUAUUAAAGUCACAGUGAACAAGGACAGCGGCCUACUGCAGUCUAUCCAGCAUGUAGAUGGCGCAACUAUCCAUAUCUCGCAAAAUUUCUUCUACUACAGCCAGCUGUCACAAGGGCUGCAGUCUGGAGCCUACAGUUUCAGGCCUCACCAAGAAAGACCUACACCGGUGACAGAUCGCGUGACUUACCAUACGAUCAGGGGUACCCUGGUGAAGGAAAUACGACAAAAGUUCAACGAGUGGAUCACGCAGAUCAUCCGGUUGUACCGGAGCGAGGAGUUCGUCGAGCUGGAGUGGAUCAUAGGACCUGUACCUAUAGGUACGGACUUGGGCAAAGAAGUCGUGAGUGUCUUCACAACGAAUAUCACCAAUAAUGGUGAGUUCUUCACCGACUCCAACGGCAGGCAGAGGAUGAAAAGGAGUUGCUGGAACGAGACUGCCAGCCAACAACAAAAGAAGGCAAUCUCUGCGUGUUACUAUCCAGUGACCUCUAGAAUCUGCAUCCAAUCCCUUAACUCCAGUAUUGAAAUGUGUAUUUUAACUGACAGACCUCAAGGUGGAACUUCGUACAAUGAAGGGGAAAUAGAAUUAAUGGUCCAUAGACGACUGCUAACGGACGAUGGUUUCGGUUUAGAAGAGGCACUGAAUGAAGAAGAGUAUGGUGUAGGACUGGUCAUCAAAGGCAAGCACAGGAUUGUGUUCGGCAACUUCAGGCAUGAGGUGGACGACCAGACAUUUCCGGAGCGAGUGUCCCAAUCAGCCAGGAAGUGGAUGAUGGAGCCGUGGCUGUUCCUUACGGCUGGAGAUAAGAUGAACAGGCGAAAGUGGCAAAACAUAAGAAACAAACGCUACUCGUCUCUUCGAGUACACGGUCUGCCAAGACACAUUCACGUACUAACUCUGGAGCCGUGGAAGGCUGGCUCCGUGCUACUCAGGCUUGAAAAUACAUUAGAAACGACUGAGAGAGGAAAUUUAAAGGGACACAAAUCAGAAGCCCCUGAAGGAUACAUAGCGACAUCACAUGUGACGGUGGAUCUGCGCAAGAUCUUUCUGCAGCUGCAAGUCAAAAUGGUGCGGGAGACGACGCUAGCCGCCAACCAGUGGCUGGAUGAUGCGAGACAAAUGGAUUGGAGCACUAGGUACGUGUACAAUGGUGCUGAUGAUGGUAUAUUGGCUGAAGAUAUCAUGGAUUACGGCGAUGACAAAUCUACUAAACACGGCGAUGUUAGGGAAUCUGAACGUUAUUCAGAUGAAGAAGUGGAUUAUUCCAGAAAAAAACUACGACCCAAAAGUAAUAUAGACAAAAGAGCCAAAAUAAAAGCUCCGAAAUCUACUUACGAAUACGACAGGAGAAAACGAUCACUAAACUCAACAGAAAACAUCAAUGAAAACGUAAUAAUAAUUAAUGAAGCAUAUGACCAACAAAAAACUGAAAUUGAUGAUAAUAAAACAGAUCUCAAUUAUAAUUCCACAACUACGUCUUACGCUGAGACAAACACAUUUAAAAAUGUUUUGAAUAAAACUGAUAAAAUUGAAAAUAGAAGACAAGUAAAGACAAAUGCAAAGGAAGUGGGUUCUAUCAAUAAAAAGUCUAAGCAAAAUCAAUAUUCAUUAGAUGAGAGAAACACUGGGAAUAUAGAAUCCGAUGAAGAGGACUUAUCGACGAAUCUGAAGAAGAUCAGAAGAAAUGAACGCGAAAAUUUAAAGAAAACUAGAGAUACAGUCGCUUCUCUAGAUGAUGCUGACGAUGGAGUUACAAAAUCAAUUUACGACAUGUAUUACAAGACGACAACUAAGAGAACAUAUCCGUUCAAACCGAUGUUGAGGAGUUUAGAGGAAGAAUCUAGAAUUAGAAGGAAGAAGAAGACAAGGAGAUACUAUAAAGAGGAAGAUUAUGGAGAUACAUCAGUAGAAAUAGAAUAUACAACCAAAGAAGCGAGAAAAGGAAGGAAUAAAAAAAGAAGAAAGAAUGUCAAGGUGGAUAUGCCGUUCUUCUUAAAUGACGGGAAAAGAAGGACUAGAGAAAACAACCCAGAAAACAGAAGAAGAGUUAAGGAAUGUGAACCAAUGGAAGAAGAUACACCUCAAGAGCAAUCAAGAUACAGAACUAAACGCCGUGAAGAAACCCAUUUUGAUUCGCAAGACUACGAUGCACAAUCACACAGUGAAUAUGUAGAUGACGAGGCAGAAUAUGAUAGGAGAACCGAGAAAAGAAGGAAAAAGAGAACAAUACCAAUAGACGAAGGACUAGAGUCGCCCAGCGGAGAACAGGCUGACCAGUCUGAUUCUGAAUACAUAGUGACACUGCGUCCCACACAAAUACGCACAUUUGUUGUAUGGUUCGAGAGUAACAGAAGGAAUUAUGUCGUUUAAUUUAGUAUUAACAGUUUUGCAGUCUUAAAGUUUCGUAUUAUUUAUUUUUCUAUCUUGCUAUUUAUUUGUAUAUUUGCUAUCUAUUUGUAUAUAAUUAUUAUUUUCUUUUGUUUGUUUUGUUUUUGAUUUCUUUUGUUUUUGUUUUGUGCGCUACUGUGUGGGCCGCGUGCUUCUUUUGAUUAAAUUAUUUCUUUCUUUCUUUCUUUCUACAUCUGUUAAAAAUAUUAAUAAUUCGUCCAGAAGAAACGUUCUUGAAACGUCCCUCUUAAAACAUCACCAAAAGCCAACUGCGGUUGCCAACCCGCCUGCCAAGAGUGGCAACUGCUUUCUAAACCCCCAUUAUUGGAGAGGCCGCUAUUCUUAUUCUUUCUUUAUUCUUUAUUGUACACAAAAGGUUAUUGAAAUGUAAAAACAAACAUAAUAGUGCACAAAGGCGAGCUUAUCUCCAAUAGAGAUUUCUUCCAGCAAACCCAAUAUGAGAAAAGUGACAGUUCAUUAGUAGUUACAGUCAUAUUGUUGAUGGUGAUAUCAAAAUAUUAUGUCACGAUGUUUGUCGAACUCCUCCGAAAUGGCUCGAUCGAUUUCUAUGUUUUUUUUUUUUGUAUAUAAUAAAUAAGGUGGUACCAAAUUACCUGCAUUCCCUGCUACAUGGCAUAGUAUUAGAUAUAUACAUUACGAUAAAAAAGGAAUUUCAUGUCGAAGUAGUAUGAAAUUAUUUAAAAAAAAAUGAUAAAGUACAUAAACUACUUCAUUGCUUGUAAACCGCCCUCAUAACUAUACUUUUCUCUAUCACAUUGUCGGUCGCGCUCACUCAGUCAGUUUUAGCGUAACGUUUUUUUAAAGGCACUUUUUACACAGGAUGAAAAGUUUACAUUUAUUAAGAACACUUUUUUUGUAUGAAUAAUAUUAUGACAUUUGAGACACGAAAUUCUAUUAUUAUCGCAAAGUAUAUGCGUAAUACUAUAUUCCCUUAAAGGGAAUGCAGAUAAUUUGGUAACACCUUAUUUAUUAUUUUUAGGCAUGAAAUCGUAAAGUAUAUUUAAUAUCGCCAGGUGAGUUGGGUGUCCCAAUCCAAAAAAACAUUAUUCACAUAAAUCAAUUUAAUCAACGUCAAUGUAUUAUA
Galleria mellonella (greater wax moth) is the source of this 5146-nucleotide messenger RNA. RefSeq names its product lysosomal alpha-mannosidase-like. Gene Ontology annotation, cellular component: lysosome. Bases 1 to 4023 code for a protein of 1340 amino acids. Gene Ontology annotation, molecular function: alpha-mannosidase activity; carbohydrate binding. The transcript is spliced from 29 exons. Lineage: Eukaryota; Metazoa; Arthropoda; Insecta; Lepidoptera; Pyralidae. Gene Ontology annotation, biological process: mannose metabolic process. The record is from RefSeq and is a predicted model, not a curated record.